Molecule: messenger RNA, 3477 nt
Organism: Manis javanica (Malayan pangolin)
Lineage: Eukaryota; Metazoa; Chordata; Mammalia; Pholidota; Manidae
Source: RefSeq, a predicted model, not a curated record
UUUAGACCCGCCAGAUGCUGCCCCAAGAGGGAACGGGUGAAGACGCCAGCAGGGCACGGGGGCUAUGGGGCAGGGGCUUGGCGCAAGGUCUCUGGCCUCUGCACUAUGAGCGCUCCAAGCCAGAGGGAGCAGGACCAGCUGGGUGCGGGUUGGGGGCGCCGAGUUGGCUGAGCCAGGCUGCGGCAACAGGGUGGGAGAGGCCCAGGACUCAGAGCCCCCUCAGACCCCCAGGCAGCACUCAGGCCUUGACCUCAGCUGACCCUGAUAGCCCAUGAGGAGCGCAGGGUCUAAUUUUAGCUCCAGCUGCUGGACCCACAGCCAGGAGUGCCUGUCAGCCGGCACAGGGGUGGCCAGGACAGCUCAGGGGCUGCUCAGGCAUGGGGAAGAUUAGGAAGACCAGCCCUGCUUCCAUCCAGCCCUGCACCCUGGUCAAGCUGCCUCCUGGGGGAGCCUGUCAGGUCCCCCAUGGCCUGGCAGAUGAUCCUUCUCUCUGUUGAGGCCAAGGUCAGGGGGUGCAGACAGAAGGGUGGAAGGACACAGCCUUGCACUCUGGACAGAGGUUGUUGCAUCAGCCUGAGCAGUGCCCAAGGGCAGGGGGCCCUGCUGGGAGGACAAAGGGCUCACUUGGUUGUCCAGAGGCCAAGGAAGCAGCGUCCUGACCUCAGGAAGGCCAGGCCAGAAAGCUGGGUCCUACCUGGCCUCUGUGUGCCUGGCCAGUGACUCGCCGUUUGACCUCACACAGGCAGCCUGCUCUCGUGGGCCUCAGUCUUCUCAUCUGUACAAUGAGGGCACUGAACUAGAAGGCUGGUUCCGGCUCGAGCAUCCACCCUUGGCCCUGCUCCUCCUGCUUCCCCCAGCGCUGGCUGCAGGUGGCCACAUGCAGUCGUGGAGAAGAAACUCCCUCUGGCUGGCAUUGCUGGCCUCCUGGCUCCUCAUCCUCCUGGGAGGCUCCCCUUUUCUCCGCCUGGCAGUGCCCACCAGACCUUGGGCAGGAGCCCCCCAAGGCUGGCCCCGCUGGCUGGAUGCAGAGCUCCUGCAGAGUUUCUCCCAGCCUGGGGAGCUCCUGGAAGAUGCCCCUCAACCUCCUCAAGCCCCCCAUGGUGGCAGCUGCAAUUGGGGGACUUGCUUUGAUGCUUCGAAGUGCAGGGGUGGUGGCCUCAAAGUGUCCAUGUACCCUGCUGCCGGGACUCUGUCUGACACUCACCGCAGGAUCCUGGCUUCCAUCGAGAGCUCCCACUACCACACAGGCAGCCCCGCUGAUGCCUGCCUCCUCCUCCUCCUGGACAGCCCAGCUGGGAGGUGCAGCCAAGUGCCCCCUCAAUGGAAUGGGGGCAGGAACCAUCUGGUCCUCAGCCUCCACCCAGCCCCCUGCCCCUGGCCCUUCCAGCUGGGACAGGCCAUGGUGGCCGAGGCCAGCCCCACCGUGGACACCUUCAGAGCAGGCUUUGACGUGGCCCUGCCGCUUCUCCCUGAAGCCCACCCAUUGAGAGGUGGGGCACCUGGCCAGCUGAGGCAGCACAGCCCCCACCCCGGGGUGGCCCUGCUAGCCCUGGCAGAGGAGAGGGGCAGGUGGCGCACAGCAGGCACCAACUUCUCUGGCUGCCCCUGGGAUGGGAGCUGUGAGCGGGACCGCGGACCUGAGCAGACUCACCCUGGGGCAAUGCUACCCAAUGCCACCUUCUGCCUCAUUCCUGGCCUCCGUCCUGAUGCCUUGCACUUCCUCCAAGCCCUGCAGCAGCAGCUGCCAACUCGGAACUGGGAGGGGGGUGAGUGUUUGCAUGGUGGGACUGGGCUUCCCAGUGACCCCCUUACCCCCCAGGCUGGCUGCAUCCCUGUGCUUCUCAGCCCUCGAUGGGAGCUGCCCUUCUCCGAGGUCAUCGACUGGACCAAGGCGGCCAUUGUCACUGAUGAGAGGCUCCCACUUCAGGUCCUGGCUGCCCUCCAGGAGAUGCCCCUAACACGCGUCCUUGCCCUCCGUCAGCAGACCCAGUUUCUGUGGGAUGCCUACUUCUCCUCAGUGGAGAAAGUCAUCCAUACCACUCUGGAGAUUAUUCAGGACCGCAUCUUUGGAGCACCUGCUCACCCCUCGCUACUGUGGAACAGCCCCCCAGGGGCACUCCUGGCCCUGCCCACUUUUUCUACAAGCCCCUCGGACUUCCCCUUCUACCACCUACAACAGGGCUCUCGCCCUGUGGGCAGGUUCAGCGCCCUGAUCUGGGUGGGGGCCCCAGGCCAGCCCCCUCUGAAGCUCAUCCAGGCGGUGGCAGGCUCCCAGCACUGUGCCCAGAUCUUGAUUCUCUGGAGCAAUGAGAAGCCACCCCCUCCCAGGUGGCCCAAGACAGCAGUGCCUUUGACAGUCAUCGAUGGGCACAGGAAGGUCAGUGACCGCUUCUUCCCAUACAGUGCCAUCAGUACUGAUGCUAUCCUCAGCCUCGAUGCCCACAGCAGUCUUUCCACAAAUGAGGUGGACUUUGGUUUUGCGGUGUGGCAGAGCUUCCCAGAGCGGAUGGUGGGCUUUCUGGCAUGCAGCCAUUUCUGGGAUGAGGCCCAGGGUGGCUGGGGCUACACCACCCAGAGGGCCAACAAGUUCUCCAUGGUUCUCACCUCGGCUGCCUUCUACCACAGGUAUUACCACACCCUAUUCACCUACUCCCUGCCCAAGGCUCUGAGGACCCUGGCAGAUGAGGCACCCAGCUGUGCAGACGUCCUGAUGAACUUCCUAGUAUCAGCAGUCACCAAGCUGCCUCCUAUCAAGGUGCCCUAUGGGAAGUGGCAUCAGGAUGCCAGGCUCCCGCUGGUGAGGACUGACUGGGAGAGGACACUGGCUGGGGAAGGGACACCCUUUCACUGUCUAAUCCAAACCCUUUGUGCUGCAGGAGGGCAGGGGAGAUGUGUGGGUUCUGAAGGACAGAGAAGCCCUCUAUUUCUCCUCCCUCUCUUAGGCACCUGGAGGCCCAGGGUCCAGGCCAGAGCUGCAGCGCUUUGCACCGGACUGCAUCAACCAGACGGCAGUAGGGUUCGGCCACAUGCCCCUGGUGUCAUCUCACCUCCGUCUGGACCCAGUGCUCUUCAAGGACCCCGUGUCUGUGCUGCGCAAGAAGUAUCGAAGCCUGGAGAAGCCCUAGAUGGGACCAAGUGAGACCCCUGCCUGCUCCCAGGGACUGCUGCCCCUGCUUGGGGUAGGGGAAGAGAGGCUCAGCUAUCUCCCCAUCCCCCAGCCCCGCUGCCAGUAGCAAUUCCCAGGGAUUCCGUGGCCGUGCCUCUGCUGCCGCUGACCCCUUUGCCUGGAAUGCCCUUCUCGGCUCCUCUGCCGAGCUGACUUCUACUUGUCUCUCAGAUCCUCGCCUCCUGCACGGACUUGCCAUCCCCACCCCAUCCUCUGCGCUUGCACAGCCGGUGUUUCCCGCAGACCUGACAGUCCAUGCUGCCUGGCCAGGUACAUCAUCAGGCCCCAUGAAUGGCCUGGGCGCUCCAGGA